UCGAUUAAGGUUUUCUUGUUGCUGUGCACCAACCUUGCGGCCACCGAGCCACGGACGCUCGAUCUCCAUCUGUAGCGUUUUCUUCUCUCCUUUUGGUCUCUCUGGUCUCUGAUGUGUCUCUGCCUUUCCCUGGACUAGAAACCGUUUCCGCUUCACAAGCGAAAACGCUGUGCGAGAUCUUCGUGCGUACUGUCAGACAAGAGGUGUGUUUGGUUCGCUCGCACCGGCGAAGGGCGAGAAAAUCGGAUUAUCUGCACCGCUUUCCGUUGUUACCCCUACAAAACUAUCGGAUUCGUUACUGGUAAAAAGACCAGAGAGUAGACAGAGAGAAAUGAACUAGACCCGAUUGAUUCAGCGAGAUGUACUGAGCUGUGACAAGCGUGCGUUUGUGUGACACCAGUAAUGUAAUCCACUUCUCUACUCCAUUCGUACUCGCAUCAGAAUUAACAGAGCUGAACUCUGUACCAGUCUCUGCUCGUUUCCUUUCCCCAAACUGUCUCCCGGUUUGACAAGGCGUCGGUUACUGUUUGUGCAACAAUUCUCCAGCCUCGCUAAGCUAUGCUCUUGCCACUACACCGGCUUGCGGCUGCAGCCUGUCUGUGAUUUCUACGGCGCUCGGUGAUGAACACUCUCGGUGGAGACGCGAGGCGAGUUUUUGCUUCUUUAUCUCCAGCCUGGGCGCCGUAAACUCUCUUCUUUUUGUUGUCUUCGUCCUUCAAACGAACCGUUUUCGGUCGUCACACCACUUUUGCUGCUUGCUGUGUCUCGAGGUGAGACUCUGAAUUGGUUUUGCAUACGCGUUGUAUUCGACUCCUGUAAUCGAGAGGCCUAUACCACUCGGAUGUCCUCAGUGGGUAAAGACCCACUACGAAUCUUGUGUUGGCAUGACAAGCGGCUCAGGAAUUCCGCACGGUUGAUACUGAUCCUUCCGUUUGGAGUACCACAUGCAGCCUCUUAGAUUCGUGUCACAUGCGCUUCUGUCUGAAGCUCUUCGCCUGGAGGAGCCGAAAUCGUGAGCCUUGGGGUCGAAACUAGUGAUGUAACAUCUCCAUCUUCGUUCGCAUCUGUUCUAGGUUGUCGUUUUCCCUCUCGGUCGUCGCUUUUUUGCCUUAAUCUAUUCUCUGUGGUCAACAGAUGGUCCGUGGAUACAUCCGGACCGACUGAAAGUCACGACGUCCUCGGCAGCAGUCACGAGUCGGAGUUAUGUUUCUUGUUCUCAGUGUGCGUUUUUGCACUGUGUCAGGUACAGGGUAGUGAGUCGGUUCCAGUUUUUUCGACAGUGCCGAUUCUUUGCCCAGUCGCGUGUAACCCUGAAGAAGGAGUUCGGUAAAAAAGCCCUGUGACUGACGUUUGUGAACUUCCUUUCUGUUUCCUGCAAGCGUUUCUCUGUCCUUUUCCGCGUCGUCAACCUACUUCGUCUCGGACCCGCUGUACAGACACUUAAAAGAGGUAACCCCUGCGUGAGAUCUCUGGGUCCCCGGCCCAGACAAGCAGGGAAGAGGCUAAAAGAGAGGUGUACAUUCCGCCUUCAAUUCGACAGUCAAGCGCGGCGUUUCUAGAAAAAUGCAGCAGUCGUAUCCACACCAUUACCCUGCCCCUGCCUGCAACGGCGACAUGCAGGCCGGCUCUCCACCACAGCAGCAGGUGCAACAGUACGGGACCUCGCCGGCCGCUGUCUCUCAGAUUCCGGCUCUCGAGUUUCGUGCAGGGGCUUCGCCUUCUCAACCGCCGUAUUGCAAUUCUAACGAGCAAGCUCCCGUGAACUGGUAUCAACAACCGCCCUCUCAGUCGCUUGUCUCCGUGCCCCAACAGUACUUUCCUUCUGCCUCCUAUUCUGGCGCUGCGCCCGCUUUGUCCGCUUCCCUGUUUCCAGGGAAUCCUGUGUCUGCUUUCGCGACUGAGACGACUCCUGUGGUAGCGUAUUCCCAGCCAGAUUCAAUUCAAGGGAGCAGCGACCGCGGUCACUUCCCACAUCCGACAACCAGUCAAUUCCCGAAUCCGACAGCUCCAAACUACCCGUCAGACCCAUACAAAGACGCGGCGAAUCCGCCGCUUCUGCCUGCAGAGAGUGUAUCGACACCUGGGCAACCAGUGCACGAGCAACAGUCUUUGUCCGAUGCAGCGCAUCGCGCGCCGGGUCCCGUCUUCGAAGGCCACCAGAGAGUCCGGAAGGGAGAACAGAGUGUCGGAGACACUGGGGUCGGGAGAGAAACGAAAGCUGCGGCGUUUGUUGCGCCGCCCCUUGAGUUCCGAAGGCACUCCGAGCAGCCGGCAUACGGAGGCGUGCAGGCACAGAGUUUCGCCUCAACUGGCCGCAGCGUGUCAAAUCCUGUCGAAAACGACAGGUACACACGGCCGCCCUCAGAAGGCGCAGUUCCUGCCUCCGGAGGCGAACCAAGUGUACGGAGCAGCUCCAUGAUGCAGGACGCGUUCGUGCCUCCGCAACCGGGUGUGCAUGCUGUGCCUCCGCAACAGGGGGUGCAUACAUCGCACCAUCCAGGGCGUGGAGGUGAAGCUGCUCGGGUGUCUCAGGAGCAACCGUCUGGAUCUGUUGGCUCUGAGCGUCCGGAACGGCAAGCGCCUCCGCUUGAAGGGAUGGCGAUUCAGCAGAGCUCGGGUUCGACAGACGACCUAUCAGGCCAGAGGUGGUCGCCGGAUGCGUCUCUCUUGGCAGCGCAGGGGCAGUCACAGACAGGAGCGGCUCGGGGGCAGUCGGUUGGAGGCGAGGCGGUCCCCAACGAGUAUCGAACUGCCACAGUUGCGCCGAACUAUGCGCAGGCUGAGGGGAACUACGGUUAUCAAAGGAACGACGGAGGGUACGUAGGAGUGGCUGGGGGAUCCUGUGGUUCGUCUCAGUCUGGGCAAAACUCGAUAGGCGAAGUGGGUCAAGGGUAUCCGUCUGGACCUUCACAAGAGCGGCAGCAGCUCCAGAAAGCGGCACCGAUUCAACCGGUGUCUGCUUCCAUUUCCACCAGUUCACGCCGGAGACCAUCUCCCGAGCCGUCCGCGUCUUCGCCGUCACCUUCGACUUUUGAGCUGGCCUCGCGAGGCGGGUCGCAGCAGAGCGUUUCGUCGCCGGCGUCGUCGGCGUGUCCAGGUACCGCACAGCCAGGUGGGACGGAAAACGCAGCUUCGGGCGACGCUUCAAGCCCUCCUCCGCGCAUGUCGACGCUGACUCGGCCGGUGAAUUCGCGGAUCGACCCUUGUCAAGUGCCGCGUCCCGAGGGCCGGAGCGAGACGGUGACUCAGGAGGGCGGCCGCGUCUUCGAGUCGGACAAGUACAACCUCCCGCCAAACCCGUGCAGUGUCUAUACAGUGCUCGACCGCGGAAGUUGCUCGUGCCGCUACGUCCGCUGCACGCUGAACCACGUCCCAGCCUUCUCCCAUACGCUGUCUCUCUCGUCGCUUUUCUUUGGGAUCCUCGUGCAGCCGUUUGCGCAGAAAGGCCCGUGCGAGGAGCCCAUUCCUGUGGUUGAUUUGACCGAGACGUCGCCGCUGUUCACGCAUCACUUGAGCGCGAAGAACAGAUCCGGGGGCGCGGUCGAUGGAGGCGGCUCCGAGGGCCGGAAGGCCGCGAAAGCAGGCAAGAACACCUCCGAGGGGCCCGUCCGGUGUCCACGGUGUCGGGCGUACAUCAACCCGUUUAUGGCCUGGGCCGCAGGCGGCAACGAGUGCGUCUGCAACCUCUGCGAUCACCACUUCUUGCUCCCCGAGUACUAUAUGGAAGCCCUGCACCUGUACCGCUCGCAGAUGCACGGCGACGGUCGCCCCGGAUACGAGGACAGAAACGGGGACACGCGCCGAAAGGCCAGACCGCAGGGAAUCGAGAGAAACGAACUGUGGAAGGGCAGUGUCGACUUCGUGGCGCCUCCUGGGUUUGAAGCGAAAUUCGAAGCUCGCAGAAAGGCGGGAAACACUGUGGCCGCGGACCCCCACUCUUCGACCCGCUCGCAGACACCAGCCGCCUCAGCAGAGACUCCAGAGCCUGCAGAUUCACAGGCUGCCCCGGGGGCGGGGCUGUACGGGUCGCAGGAAGUGCCUCUCGCGUUCUCCCCGAGUCAGCGACGCGCUCGAGAAGAAGAAGCAGAAACCAAACUGCUUCAACGAUUCCCCUGCGUUGUCUUCGUCGUCGAUGUCUCCAUGGCGGCUGUGAGGUCCAAUCUGGCCAACAGCUGCUUGCAUGCGAUUGCAGAACUCCUGCGAACGACUCAGGGGACUCUCCGCACCCAAAUCGCCCUUGUCCUCUACUCGGAUCGUCUAAUCUUCUUCCCGAGAAAGCGCCCCCUCCGUAGACGCGGCGUCGGGGGCGCUGGUGGAGCCGAUGGUGGUGACCCAGGCCCCGGCCACGGAGGAACAGCAAAGAGACACUCAGAAGGCGACGCUCAGACGCAAGGUGGACACGCCGGGAGUUGGAGCGAAGCACAAGAGACAGAUGCCCAAACAGAAGUCACGCCUGAAAAGAUCCAGGCGGUGUUUGUCUCCGACGUUGACGAUCCGUUCAUGCCUGCACCGAUCGAUCUCCUCUUCUUCACGCCCCAUCAAUACCCAGAACUUCUGGCCCUCCUUCAAGAGCUCCCAAAAUUUCUAGGUGAACUGAACAGCGACGCUGGAGAGCGCUCGGUUGGCAAUGCCGCGCUUCGGGCAGCCGUCGACCUCGUUUGCGAUCGAGGAGCAGGGGGAAUGGUGGAAAUAUUCUAUGCCUCGCCGCCGAAUCACGGUGUCGGUUCUCUCAAGAGCGACCCAAUGGGGAAGGUGACCACGGGAGUGGGCGGCGCCUCUUUCGAGGUUCAGCAACGAGAAUUCUACGAAGGUCUGUUGAUGGACUGCUCGGGUGGCGGAGUGUGCGUCGACGUCCACGCAUAUCCGAGCACACGAAACGCAAAGAUGCUUCUGCAGACGCUGGGCUCCAUCGCCACACACACAGGAGGCAAAGUGUUUUACCAACACGACUUCAUCUGGAACAGAGACUACAUGCGAAUUUACGAGGACCUGCACAGGCUGCUGACGUCUCCGCUGGCGUUCAUGUGCGAGGCAAAGCUGCGGACAAGCACCGGCGUGGCUGUCGACAAGAUUCUCGCGCCGUUUGGCGGCCCCCGAGUUCUCUACGACCAGACAGCGUUCCGAAUUCCGCGAAUGGACGCGGAUAUGACGAUUGCGUUUUUGUGCAAGCACGUGCAACAGCUGGACUCGGUGAAACAGGUGUAUGUUCAGUUCGUUUGCGCGUACACCCCCCUGCAACCCAUGGAAUCAGGAAGGUCGCCAGAUGGAUCGCAUGAAUCUUCUCCGCCGCGACGCUACUUGAGAGUCCACACUCUCUCGAUGCCGGUCACUUUCUCCCUCUCUUCUCUGUUCCGCUUUGCGGAGGUGGAGUCCACGGUGGCCGUGAUGACCCGGUUAGCGGCAAAGAUGGUUCUUCACAGCGAGAAAGACUGGCGAGAGAAAACGAUGGAACCCCUCGUGUCCAUACUCCAUGCUUACAGAGCAAACUGCGCCUCGACCUCUUCGGCUGGCCAGCUGAUCCUUCCCGACUCUCUCAAACUCCUCCCAGUCUACAUCAUGUCGCUCUUCAAGCACGCGGCCUUCCGGUCCUCGGAAGUCCGAGAAGACGAGCGCAUUUGGCAUUUGAUCCGCUUCAUGGGUCUGCCUGUGCAUGCGUACCCCGGCUUGCUCUACCCUCGCGUCUUUCCGAUUCAUCGUUCCUACCUCGAGAAGGCGCGGGAGAAGAAGAUGCUUCAGAGGGCCGGACUGCCAACUGGAGUUGCGGACAACGUUUAUUUGCCGGACUCGCUCGCCGCAACGGGAGUGAAGAUUUCCUCCGACGGGGUCUUUCUCUGCGACGUCGGAACAGCGCUCUUCCUCUAUGUCGGCCAGCAUGUGAAGCCGGAGUAUCUGGCUGCACUCUUUGGAGAAGGAGCUGUGGUGAACGAGGAAAACGCGCCUUUCUUGCAACUGCGCACAGACGACGAUUCCGCCGGUAGUAUCGUAUCGAGAAUCGUCGGCCAGAUUCGGAAAGACAAAGCGACGCUGCCAUACUUGCCUCUCAGGGUCGUUAAUGCAAACUCGCUCGACGAAACACGGCUUCUAACGCACUUGGUCGAGGACGCGAUUGCGGGCGAGGGCUGCUACGUGGACUUUUUGUGUGGACUGCAUAAGAUGGUGCACAGCAAGCUCGACGAAUCUUGAAAAUGACCACGGAGUACAGAUGUGGUGGAUAUACAGGGCGUACAGACGUGUAUUUGCGUACAUUGUGUGUAUGUAGAUGUAUCGUGCUACCUCUGGUUGUGUGGUAACGUGUGUAAAAGGUGCAUUGUUGGCAUUUGUCAGUGGUGCUUGAGUUGUGGUUCGGGGUAAUGCGGCAUUUAUUUGCAACGCCUGUGUUUCUUUUUCUCUUUGGAACUAAACGCGACAGCGCUUGUUCCUCGCCAAGUGAAGCACCUUGCGUUGUUACGCUCGGAUGCAGACGCAACCAGACAACCAUCAGUCCGUUGAUCGAGCUGUGUGCAGUGUGAAUGAGUGAUAAAGGAGGAAAGCAGCGACGUUGGAGAUUAUUUCCGGUCGCUGCUGAGCCUGGCUCACGCUGCGGCCCCGUUUGGUGUGGCCACUAAGUCAAAGUUUGCCUUAAGCUUGCAGAUAACUGUGCAUGCAUAAGCGUCUCUCUGUACCCUCCAACGUACCGAAUGUCAUCUCUGUAUAACGUGUGUAUCACGCGUGGAUACGGAGUAUGUGUAAGCCUGUUUAGAUCGAUAUGUAUGCGUAUGGUUGUAUGUAAUCAUUCGUAACUGCGCAUGUCCAUUUCUUACGCCAGGCUACGGACGUGUGCACGUCGCGUAGAAAUGGCAAUUAAUUCCCUUACCGAUCA
Toxoplasma gondii ME49 is the source of this 6859-nucleotide messenger RNA. Its product is annotated as Sec23/Sec24 trunk domain-containing protein. Gene Ontology annotation, molecular function: SNARE binding; zinc ion binding. The record is from RefSeq and is a predicted model, not a curated record. Bases 1564 to 6183 code for a protein of 1539 amino acids. NCBI's taxonomy places the organism in Eukaryota, Apicomplexa, Conoidasida, Eucoccidiorida, Sarcocystidae. The transcript is spliced from 14 exons. Gene Ontology annotation, biological process: COPII-coated vesicle cargo loading; endoplasmic reticulum to Golgi vesicle-mediated transport; intracellular protein transport. Gene Ontology annotation, cellular component: COPII vesicle coat; endoplasmic reticulum exit site.